AUGUUAAGAUUAGUUCGCUUAAAUACGUUCCGGGACGGCGUUAAGCGUGUUAUACAAUUGCGAAAAUACUCAUCAGCGGCCCUUAAUCAGAUGAUGCAACUACAGCAGACGGAACUUUGCGCGGACCCGCCUUUACGUGGUCUAGUGUUAGGUGUAUAUGCCGAUGAGGGCGAUAAAAGCGAUCCAGGAAUUUUGACGCCGACUGCCUGGAAGUAUAAUAUUCAAAAGACCGGCGGACGUCUUAUUGAUGUAUUGAGGAUGUCGGGGCCGAUGCCUAGAACAGGCCAGGCCAGGAUAUUCUUUUGUCCUGAAUCAGAAAAAAUACCAUACUAUACUGCUGUAGCUAUUGUGGGUUUGGGUAGGGAAUGUUUAGGUUAUAAUCCGUAUGAAGUACUUGACGAGCAAAAAGAAGUGAUAAGACGGUCGGUAGCCAAAGCCUGUAUGGAUUUAGCGUUAAUAGAUUCAGUUCGAAUUGAUGUGGAACACUGCGGUCACACUGAGUCCGCCGCCGAAGGGGCUGCCUUAGGAAUUUGGGCCUAUCAGGAGUUGCGAGCUAAAAAAAAUCGCAUUACUGUACCGGUAAUCGAUUUAUAUACUGUUAAGGAUGAGGUAUGUGAUAUAGAAGGUUGGCGUAUUGGUCUUCAGAAAGCGGCUGCACAAAAUCUGACACGUCAGCUGCAAGAAAUGCCUUCAAAUAUUUUAACUCCUACAGCGUUUGCUCAACACGUAGUUGAGGUGUUGUGCAAGUCAGGUGUUAAUGUAGAGGUCAAAGUUGAAGGCUGGGCUGAGAGUCAAGUCAUGAAUGCCUUUCUAUCGGUAGGCAAAGCUUCAUGUGAACCACCAAUUUUUCUGGAACUCAGCUAUUAUGGUACAUCGGCCGAUGAAAGGCCAAUAGUAUUGAUUGGUCAAGGUAUAACAUACGAUUGCGGUAGCCUUUGUCUCAAACCUUUAGAAAAAUUAAAGUGGAUGCGCGGUGACAUGACCGGCGCAGCAGUGGUUGUAGCAACAUGUAGAGCUAUAGCAGGUUUACGUUUACCAGUUAACAUGAGAGGUCUUAUACCAUUAUGCGAAAAUGUCAUCGGUUGCAAUUCGUUCCGAUCUGGCGACACUGUAAAAUGCAUGAACGGCAAACAUAUCAAAAUUCAGGGCACGAAUCAUGAAGACGUUCUAGUACUAGCCGAUACGCUUUUAUACGCUCAAAAUUUUUGCCCGAAGCUUAUUGUUGACGUCGGCACUACGUCAUGGUAUAUGCGUGACCUUUUAGGAGAGGCUGCUUGCGGUGUAUUUACCAACUCUGAAAUUCUUUGGCAGCAGAUAAAUCACGCUAGCAUGCAUACGGGCGACAGAGUUUGGCGUCUACCUUUGUGGAACUAUUACACGGAACAGGUUACAUGUGAUACAUCGGUCGACGUGCAAAAUUAUGGAGCAGGUUCCGGCGGUCGACCCUGUAAGGCUGCGGCCUUUUUACGGGAAUUUGUGCCCUGCGGCCAAUGGAUGCAUAUCGACGCAACGAACGUUAUGUACACGACCGGUAAACGCUUUGAAUACUUACGAGAAGGCAUGGCGGGGCGCCCUACUCGCACGUUAGUUGAAUUCAUUGCACAAACUAUAUGCAAAGACACUGCUCCAAAAUUACCCAAAAAGGGACAAUAGUUUAUUUUAUAUAAUACGUCACGUUUGCUUGCGUCA
Messenger RNA from Glossina fuscipes, 1689 nucleotides. Its product is annotated as cytosol aminopeptidase-like. Lineage: Eukaryota; Metazoa; Arthropoda; Insecta; Diptera; Glossinidae. Gene Ontology annotation, cellular component: cytoplasm. The transcript has a single exon. The coding region runs from base 1 to 1653 and encodes 550 amino acids. The record is from RefSeq and is a predicted model, not a curated record. Gene Ontology annotation, molecular function: manganese ion binding; metalloaminopeptidase activity. Gene Ontology annotation, biological process: proteolysis.